AUGGCGACCGGCUGGAGUCUUCUCGUCGGCCUUAUUGUCGUUGUGGCCGCUUCCGUGGCUGCUUGGUUCCUUUCUCCGAAGAACGAGAGCCGAACUGUCUGGCGCAGCACACUCAUCCUCUCUUUCAUUUCUUGUUACUUGAUGUGGGCAAUUGUCUUCCUCGCCCAAUUGAACCCUCUCAUCGCGCCAAAGCGCGCUGAUAUUCGUCCCGGGCAUGUACCCAAUUAA
This is a messenger RNA of Penicillium waksmanii, 228 nucleotides long. Its product is annotated as V-type proton ATPase subunit e. The coding region runs from base 1 to 228 and encodes 75 amino acids. Gene Ontology annotation, molecular function: proton-transporting ATPase activity, rotational mechanism. NCBI's taxonomy places the organism in Eukaryota, Fungi, Ascomycota, Eurotiomycetes, Eurotiales, Aspergillaceae. Gene Ontology annotation, biological process: proton transmembrane transport; vacuolar acidification. The record is from RefSeq and is a predicted model, not a curated record. Gene Ontology annotation, cellular component: vacuolar proton-transporting V-type ATPase, V0 domain. The transcript has 4 exons.